This is a messenger RNA of Anopheles cruzii, 413 nucleotides long. RefSeq lists its product as uncharacterized. The record is from RefSeq and is a predicted model, not a curated record. The transcript is spliced from 2 exons. Gene Ontology annotation, cellular component: proteasome core complex. Lineage: Eukaryota; Metazoa; Arthropoda; Insecta; Diptera; Culicidae. Bases 84 to 413 code for a protein of 109 amino acids.
UUUUGUUGAAAAAAAAAGUUGCUCAAAACAACAAAUCAUUGUUCGUUUCGCAUUUCGAGGAUUUUCUUUUCCGGCCAAGCAAAAUGACUACGGAUAUUGCCCGCGAUUUGGAAGCUCCGGGCUUCAGCUUUGAGAAUUGCCGCCGAAACGCGCAGCUCGUCAAGAAUGGCUUCGUGCCGCCGAAGAUGAUCAAAACGGGAACGACGAUCUGUGGGAUCAUCUUCAAGGACGGGGUCAUCCUCGGUGCCGACACCCGGGCCACCGAGGGCCCGAUCGUGGCGGACAAGAACUGCGAGAAGAUUCACUACCUGGCGAAGAACAUGUACUGCUGCGGGGCCGGCACUGCGGCCGACACGGAGAUGACCACACAGAUGAUCGCGUUCGGUGAGGGCCUUUUGCUCGAUCGUUUUUAA